CUGGAGGAUUAACGGGUAAAGCUUGGGAUCGAUCUUUCUUUACCUGCAAAAAAAGACCGAUUCAGAGAAAUGUUAAACGAUUUUUCAUUGUAUUCGGUUUCCAGGUGGAUCGACCGGGUUUCCCUUGCGGCUGCACGCGGGACGGUUGCGCGAACAGCACAGGCAGGAUCGAAUUUAACCCUGUGCGGGUGCGAACGCAUUUCAUCCAUACGCUGAUGCGAUUAGAGUUGGAAAAGAAGCAGCGCGAGGAGGAUGUCGGCGGCGAUCACGAUCAUCUAGUGGACAAUCAGGGACAAGGUAGGGGUGCUCGUUCCCUGAGAGACAUCGGUUCCUUGGGAAUGGACGCUACCGUGGGCGGCGACGCGUGCGCGAUCCCGGGUACGGGACCCGGGGGAGGUGGCGGAUUCACGACCUUGCACUACGAGACGGGUCACGAGAGUGUCGGAGCUGGCGUGGCUGGUUGCCAACCGGAAGUGCCCGGCACGCGGGAGGACAGUCUGGACUUGUACGCCAUCAGGGACGACUGUUACGCGAGCGAAGACGCGGUGGAUAGCAGCCAAUCGGUCGUCGUGCAACGGAAACUGCACCCGGAAUUCGGCCAGGCCUUUCAAAGCUUUUCGCCCGGCGUGCAGAGCGGCGGUGCCGUUAACGGUGGCGGUGGUGCUGGCAAUGGCGGUGGCGGCAUGAGCUUCCAGCAAUCCUCGUAUCAGGACUACGGAUACGCGAGUCUACCAUCCUCGUCGCGGUUCCAACCACCGCAGUUCCAGUCACCGCCCAAUCCGGCCGCCUUCGCGCACUACGGGCCCUACGGCGGGCCCCAGGACACCGCGGGCACCGGUCUUCAGGGUGGCUGCGCCGGCCAGGUGCACCAAAUGCAGCCGCAGCCGUCGCAGGGCCAGCAGCAGCAACAGCAGCAGCACUCGUCCUACGACGUGACGGUGUUCGCGCAGGAUGACGCCACGAGUACCGCGCAGUACACGAAUCUCACCAACUCGGUGCAGCCGAUGAAUGCGACGGUGGUGCAGCAGAUGCAGAACAAGCUCGAGCCCUUCUCGGAACUCCUUAGCGGCAGGUAUUCGUAUUACGGCGAGAUGCACGAACCGCAGCAGCACCACGGUACUUACGGUACUCACGGCAAGGUCGCGGAGAUGAUGGAGCCCGGUCAGGUCACCAGCGAGCAACAGCCCGAUGGCGCGUCCGAGGACUGCGACGAGAACUUCGGCGAGAUCAUCAAGAAGUCCAUGGUCGAGACCGUGUCUGCCUAGGAUAAAGAAAGCCUAU
This is a messenger RNA of Temnothorax curvispinosus, 1281 nucleotides long. RefSeq lists its product as uncharacterized. Gene Ontology annotation, biological process: regulation of transcription by RNA polymerase II. The annotation marks the transcript as partial. Gene Ontology annotation, molecular function: DNA-binding transcription factor activity, RNA polymerase II-specific; sequence-specific DNA binding. The record is from RefSeq and is a predicted model, not a curated record. Gene Ontology annotation, cellular component: nucleus. NCBI's taxonomy places the organism in Eukaryota, Metazoa, Arthropoda, Insecta, Hymenoptera, Formicidae. The transcript has a single exon.